AUGUUGAAUAGAUUGCUCAUUUUCAUCACACUAGCACUAGCUGUAAGGGCACUCGACUGCUCUGCUAAGGAAUUGCAACAGUACAAUCUUGAGAGCGUAAAAGGAACCUAUUCAAUCUCAAAUAUUAAGUCCACACCUCCGUCGAAAACCAAUAUUACCUGGAGCAUUGGAAUCUGCGAGCCAAUCAAGGAUGUUGCCGAUUGCCCUCAAAACUCGGAUGUAUGCGGAAUCACAAGCAUUCUCAUAGAUGGCAAGUCCCCUGUUGUGUCGGAGAUUAUUGGGUUCAAUUCGAAUGUCCAAAAAGAGUAUGAGACCAUUGCCGAGGGGGAUGGCGGAAUAAUCGUCAAAGACAAGGCUGUUAACUGGGGUGACUCCUUAAUUGAUGCCGAAAUACAUUUUAUUUGUGAUAAAAAUGCCAAAGAGAACGAUUUGAAACUUGACAAAUGGGAUGGCCAGAGUGUAAAGUUGUCCUUCAAGAGUAAAGCUGCUUGUAUUACUAGCGAUAAGGACAAAAAGAAAAACAACGGAAACAACAACGAUAAUAACAAGAACAACGAUAAGAAGAAGGAUAAUGGCGAGCUGUGGGGUUGGUUUACUUGGAUCUUUAUCUUUCUAGUGUUAUUCUUGAGCAUUUAUAUUGUCGGAGGCGCGUGGUUCCAGUACAAUAAGGGAAACGCCAUUGAUUUCCAGAGCGCUUUAAAGGAAGUUAUCGAAAACUUUAUUGACUUGUUAAAGAGUUUACCAAGCUUUAUCAGGGAAAUCAUAGAGAGGUUUACAGGCAGUAGUGGCAGAGCGGAGUAUAGUGCAGUUUAA
Messenger RNA from Lodderomyces elongisporus, 813 nucleotides. RefSeq lists its product as uncharacterized. The record is from RefSeq and is a predicted model, not a curated record. NCBI's taxonomy places the organism in Eukaryota, Fungi, Ascomycota, Pichiomycetes, Serinales, Debaryomycetaceae. The transcript has a single exon. Bases 1 to 813 code for a protein of 270 amino acids.